UACGAGAAAGCUUGGCAAUCGAAGGAGAACGGAAUCGUUCGUCUCUCUUCCAAAGAAUACUUCUCGGGCGAUCUCACGAAUCUCGCUCGGCGUCUCUGUCAAUCCAUUCCCUGUCUUCUUCUUCUUCUUCUUCUUCUUCUUCUUCCACCAGCUCUGGACAAUCAGAGAGCGAGAGAUGGCGGGGAGAGAGAGAGAGGCGGCGGAGAAGAAGGAGGUUAUUCGACUGGAGCGCGAGUCGGUGAUUCCGGUCCUGAAGCCGAAGCUCGUCAUGACCUUGGCCAAUCUCAUCGAGCAUAGUUCUGACCGUGCUGAGUUUUUAAAGCUGUGCAAGAGAGUUGAAUAUACAAUUCGAGCCUGGUAUCUUCUGCAGUUUGAGGACUUAAUGCAACUUUACUCUCUCUUUGAUCCUGUGCACGGGACUCAGAAGCUGCAACAGCAAAACCUACCUUCUGAAGAAGUUGAUGUACUUGAGCAAAAUUUUCUUUCUUACUUGUUUCAGGUUAUGGAUAAGAGCAACUUCAAAAUUACUACGGAUGAGGAAAUUGAUGUUGCACUUUCUGGCCAGUAUCUCCUUAAUCUUCCAAUUAAAGUCGAUGAAUCUAAGCUUGACAAGAAGCUUCUGAAAAGAUACUUUGCAGAGCAUCCUAAAGAAAAUCUUCCAGAUUUUGCAGAUAAGUAUGUUAUAUUCAGACGCGGCAUCGGGAUAGACCGAACAACAGAUUACUUUUUCAUGGAGAAAGUGGACAUGAUCAUCUCACGUAUUUGGGCAUUUAUUUUGAAACUAACCAGGAUUGAGAAACUUUUGUCUAGAAAUUCGAGUGCACGCCGUAAGCAAGAUCCAAAGAAGAAUGAUGAAAUUGUGACUGAAGGAGAGCAGGAUGACCUACAUGUGGAACGAAUUCGCAUAGAAAAUAUGCCUAUAAGUUUUCGCAAUCUUCGAAGCAAGAUUACUAUCCAAGAACCCACCUUUGAUAGGAUAAUUGUUCUUUACAGGCGCUCAAGUUCCAACGUGAAAGAUGGAAGAGGAAUAUAUGUAAAGCAUUUCAAAAACAUUCCAAUGGCAGAUAUGGAGAUAGUACUUCCUGAAAAAAAAAAUCCUGGGCUGACUCCAAUGGACUGGGUGAAGUUUCUUGCCUCUGCUGUAGUUGGUCUGGGUGCUGUAGUUGGUUCUCUUGAAAUGCCUAAAGCUGAUCUAUGGGUCAUUUUUGCCGUGCUUUCUACAGUGAUAGGUUACUGUGCAAAAACGUACUUCACAUUUCAGCAAAAUAUGGCUGCAUAUCAGAACUUAAUUACCCAAUCCAUGUAUGACAAACAACUUGACAGUGGGAAGGGGACUCUUUUGCACCUAUGUGAUGAUGUGAUCCAACAGGAAGUCAAAGAGGUGAUUGUGUCAUACUUCAUAUUGAUGGAACAAGGAAAAGCUACUACACAGGAUUUGGAUAUACGAUGUGAAGAGCUAAUAAAAGAAGAGUUUGGUGAGAGCUGCAAUUUUGAUGUGGAUGAUGCAGUCGAGAAACUAGAGAAAUUAGGCAUCGUAGCUCGGGAUUCUAUCGGAAGAUACUAUUGUGUAGGCCUCAAACGUGCUAAUGAGAUCAUUGGAACUACGACAGAGGAACUUGUCCUCAAGGCAAAACAGAACGCAAAUCCUUCCUGAUGGUAUUGAAGGUGGGUCUCCGCUGCAAUGCAAUCACAUUAAACCAAGAGAGUCGAACCUUUGGAGUUGUUUACGUGUAUGCGAGUUAGUUCUCAAACCUUUCGGGAUAAAAGGAAGCCUCAGCGGCCGCUUAUACUUGAUAUCCACUUGCUAUCCGGAGUGUUCAUUUGUUCGUUUAAUAGUGUAAUUAUUCUUAUCCUACGGUAUCAUUCUUAUCUUUGUUAUUGUUAUUUGAAACUCGCGAUUUACGAGUGUUCGGCUGCUUUUUACAUUCCAGCAGGACUAAUUAGUCAUAAUUUCGUAAAGCACGAUAUUCCCCUAUUA
This is a messenger RNA of Rhodamnia argentea, 1978 nucleotides long. RefSeq lists its product as uncharacterized. NCBI's taxonomy places the organism in Eukaryota, Viridiplantae, Streptophyta, Magnoliopsida, Myrtales, Myrtaceae. The transcript has 15 exons. The record is from RefSeq and is a predicted model, not a curated record. The coding region runs from base 176 to 1654 and encodes 492 amino acids.